This is a messenger RNA of Meloidogyne enterolobii, 3039 nucleotides long. The record is from the annotation of a GenBank genome assembly. Lineage: Eukaryota; Metazoa; Nematoda; Chromadorea; Rhabditida; Meloidogynidae.
AUGGAUGUUCCCAACAAAGCUUACAACAACCCUUUAAACUGUUUACGAUGCAAUUCGGCAAUGCAAGAUCCCGUUCGUCUUCCGUGUCAGCACCAUUUUUGUCGGCAAUGUGUAAAUUCUUCAGAAUGUACCACUUGUUUGAGGCCAUUUAACUUGGCAGAACUUACUACUGAUAAGGUAUUAAAUUACAUCGUUGAAAGUUCUCGUGAGGCAACAGAAACAUGCGCAAAUUGUGAUAAGAUUUCUCAACCAAUGUAUUUUUGUGAAACUUGCCAACAACCAUUAUGUGCUGAAUGUCGAGAAAUCACCCACAGGGCAAAAAUAUUUUUAUUGCACAAUAUUGUUCAAAUGGAGGAACGCGGAAGGAUAAGAAAUCGUCCAUUUUGUUCGGCACAUAAUGAACCUUUUAUUUUAUACUGCCUUGAAUCUAAGUCUUUAAUGUGUAUCGAAUGCUUCAAUUCCUCUUCUCUUGAACGACGAGGCCAUUUUCUAAAUAUUGAUGUUGCGCAUAAAAUUUGUUGUGAUAAAUUGGAAAAAAGUGCUGUUAAUCUCCGUGCCUUUCAAUCAGAAUUGAGGGAACAGUGUGAUUUGAGACGUCGACUUGUUGAUGAAUUGGAGAAAAAUUUUGAUUUUAUGGCAAAGGAAGUCACCAACAAAUGCGACGAAAUUAUUUUUCGAGUAACCCAACUAAAAUAUUAUUUAUUGGACAAAUUGGAUGUCGAAAAAACUGAAAAGAAGGACAAAAUAAUUGAACAAUUAAAUAAUUUUGAAUUUUUGGAGAGUCCCUUAGCCAUCAAUCUUUUGAGUGUCUCAAUUUUUUGUUCAUACGCCUCCAAAAUUGAUUUAUUACAUUGUUAUGGAGAUCUUUCUAAACUUAUACAGCAAUUUUUAUCUUCAAAUUCUCAACAUUUACAAAAAGUUAAAUUUGAUUCAAAUUUAAAUAUUGAUUUUGCCAAAGAAUUUAAUUUAUCAAUUUGUAAACCUUUGGGAUUUAUUCCACCUCCUCCUACAACUGAAAAUGUUUUAAUGUCGAAUAAAUUGAUUGGGAAUUCUGGAAAAACGGCUAAAACUGACAGGCUCAGGUCUAUAAACCAACCAACUUCAACUGAAAUUAAUGUUCCGACUUCAUUUGAAUUUUUAUUUGGACCUGACCCAUUUAUCUCAUCAAAAUUGCCGUUUAAUAGGGAAUCGAAUACCUUCAAUCCUAUGAAUUCUGAAAGUGAUUCUCUCAUGGAGCAACGAUUUAUGGACCAAUUUCAAUAUAUCACUAUCCCUCUGCAAAAAUUUACCAAGGAAAUUUCGUUCAUUUCUUCAAGUUUAAUGGAUUUGCACAAAGAUAUAGUUCUCCGUCGUUGUGUUGUUAAUGGUGAAGAAUUAAUUAAUAGGCUUGCAUGUUGUGAAAAUGCUUGGGAUCAAUUGGAAGCACACAAAAAGAAAGUACAAAUGAUAAUUCAACAAUCUUUAAAUCAAAUUUGGAGGCGAGAUAUUGAAAGAGUUCAAAGACAACAACAUUUGGUCAAAGAAAAAUUAGAGGAAAUGAAACAUUUACAAAAAUUGGCUCAACAGGCACUUAAGAUUUCUCAACAUUUAAAACCUUUUGCUGUUCAAAUGGCUGGAAUAAUUUCUGUUAUAGAUGUUAGACGUACAACUUUAACUGUUCUUUCCCCAAUGGAACAAAUUUGUUCAGAAAUUGGACAGAUUGGUAUGGAUAGUGAAAUUAGGGUUGCUGCUAUUGAUAAGGAAGAAAAAUUGAGACAACAAAAAAUUGCAAAUUCAUUGGCUAACCAAGCAUUACAAAACGAUGCUAUUUUGGCGCUUAAAAAUUUAAAAGUUGUGACUCCUUCAAGUCCAAAAUCAACAACAAGAGGGGGAGGAGGAUCUCGUCAAAUUGUAGAAGUUGAUAGGACCCGCUCUGAUGUUUCUUCUAAACAUUGUAAAAAUUCGCUGGGAAAACGGCAGCAAAUUCUAAAUCGAGCGCAGCGAAAAUCAGAAGGUGCCUCUUCUUCAGACAUACUACUAGCAACAGAAAGUAUAACUACAGGCAAUAAUUUACCUGAAGAAAAAGUCAGAGAAAUAAAGCAAACAGCAGAAUUUUCCCCCCUUAAAGAAAAAGCAACAACAAAAAUGUCCGCAAAUCUGGAUGCGGAUGUCCGCAAGAAUAUGUCCGCAAGUCUGAAUGCGGAUGUCUGCAAAAAUAUGUCCGCAAGUAUGGAUGCGGACAAUAAAAUGUCCGCAACUCUCGAUGCGGAUAAAAAAAUGUCCGCAAAUCUGGACGCGGACAAAAAUACGUCCGCAAGUCUGGAUGCGGACAAAAAAAUGUCCGCAAGUUUGGAUGAAAAAAUGGAUUGUUCCCCGUCUGCUGAUUCAAAAGAAGCAAUUAAACCAAAAUUAAUUUCAUUUGGAAAGCAAAUACAAAAAGAUAAGGAUCCAACUGUUCUUAUGGCAAGAGAAAAAUUGUUAGAAUCGAUUAAAGAAAAGGUUAAAAGAAUUGAUUAAUCUUUGAUUUUUAUGUUGGGAUAUUGAAAAGAAGGUUUUUUUAAUUUUUAAAGGGUUCUUUUCGGUUAUAGGCAUGAAAAUCCGCAAAUUUUUGUCCGCAAAGAGGGUGGGCACUUAUAGAAAAAAGACGGGGACCAUAAAUGUCCGCAAAUUUUGUCCGCAAAAAAGGAAAACGGGGCCCGGCAUACAAAAGCGAAGGACUCAUGGAUUAUGAUUGGCCUUCCGACCUUAUAAGGCCGCUUCUUUUAUAGAAACGACCUCCGACCGUUUUGGUCCCAAAACUAACCCAUGAAUGUCCGCAAAAAAAAAGUAAAACGGGGCCUGGCUUACAGAAGCAAGGGACUUCACGGAUUAUGGUCGGCCCUUAAAGUCUUCCUACCCUAUAAGGCCUCUUAUUUUAUAGAAACUACCUCUUGACCAUUUUGGUUCCGGUCUUCUUCCUUUAGGUUCCCAUCUUUUUUGCGGAUAAAAACUUGCGGACAUUUGUGCCGAUAACAGAAAAGAACAUAUUAAUGAUCUUGAGAAUUGAAUCUGUAUGUAUAU